AUGUCGUCUACCUUUAAGCCUCAUGAAACGGAGACAUGCUCCAAACUGGUGGACGGAUCAAUGCAACCAGUUGGAGCAGUCAGAAAUUUCAUUCUCAAGAGGAGGUCCAUUAUCGAGUCUUACGGCGGCGAGAUCUUUGGAAUAGGUGUUGAAGAUACGACGCCAUUGCGCGGUUUCUGGAGCUCCCAAACAACUCUCAUUAUUUUGUCCUUUGACGACGUAAAAGGUGCAAACGACCUCUUCCAGAUCCUUCAUCUAAAAACUGAGUUUCCACAGCACGUAGAAUACUUUACAGUAAACCUUAGCUAUCCAACAAAGCACGUCAAGGACUACCCACUUAUAGAGAUCAGCUUCUACGAUGUUCGCUACGUUCAACGUUUCAAUUGGUUCAUUUAUCAACUCCCUGAAUUAGCAUGUAAACACAAUGGAUACCUAGUCGCCGGCACUCCAAAAAUAAUUCAGAAAUUAGGCAUGUCGCAACCGAAUUACUGCUCUAUUACUCAGUGGAAGACUGUCCAAGAAUUCAAGUACUUUCGUGAACAAGGUAGGUCGAUGUCAAAAAAACCUCAACUUUUAGCUAUAUGCUUAUUUGAGCAGUCACAAUCUGCUUGCCUCACAGAAGCCCUCGUGAAAUUGGACGUUGGAACAUGUGGUCCCUUCUGUAGUUAA
Messenger RNA from Hydatigera taeniaeformis, 669 nucleotides. The record is from the annotation of a GenBank genome assembly. Lineage: Eukaryota; Metazoa; Platyhelminthes; Cestoda; Cyclophyllidea; Taeniidae.